Rattus rattus (black rat) is the source of this 6129-nucleotide messenger RNA. RefSeq names its product rho GTPase-activating protein 7. Gene Ontology annotation, molecular function: GTPase activator activity; protein binding; lipid binding. The transcript is spliced from 14 exons. The coding region runs from base 309 to 3584 and encodes 1091 amino acids. The record is from RefSeq and is a predicted model, not a curated record. Gene Ontology annotation, cellular component: membrane raft; focal adhesion. Gene Ontology annotation, biological process: regulation of Rho protein signal transduction; actin cytoskeleton organization; signal transduction. Lineage: Eukaryota; Metazoa; Chordata; Mammalia; Rodentia; Muridae.
CACUGCAGCGUUUGGUUGAAGGGAGGUGCGCUCCAGCCUGGGUCAUGGCUGUGCGUCCUCGCUGUUGGAGCCGCGGCUCCCCAGCUCCGUGCCCCGCUCCCUAAGAGCGCUCCCUUCGAGGUAGCAAUCAAAAACCCACGAUUUUUGCCCGAGCUGGGGCGAGGGGUAAGGAAGCUGCGAACCAGGAUGUGCUGACGACCGCGAGGGCUCGCGUCCCGGGUGCCACCGUGGGUCCCGACGUGGGAUCCCGAUUACUUCGGGCAGCUUCGACGUUCCCAGUGCGCUCCCGCCGCCCUGCGCCGCCCUUAAUGUGUAGAGACGAGCCGGACACCAUGAUCCUAACACAAAUUGAAGCCAAGGAAGCUUGCGAUUGGCUGAGAGUGACUGGUUUCCCCCAGUACGCACAGCUGUAUGAAGAUCUCCUGUUUCCUAUUGAUAUUGCGCUGGUCAAGAGAGAACACGACUUCUUGGACAGAGAUGCCAUCGAGGCUCUCUGCAGGCGGCUAAACACGCUAAACAAGUGUGCAGUCAUGAAGCUGGAGAUCAGUCCUCACCGGAAGCGAAGUGAGGAUUCAGAUGAAGAGGAACCUUGUGCCAUAAGUGGCAAGUGGACUUUCCAGAGGGACAGUAAGCGGUGGUCCCGGCUUGAAGAGUUCGAUGUCUUUUCUCCGAAGCAGGAUCCGAUCCCUGGGUCCCCAGACAAUUCUCGUUUGCAGAGCGCCACCAGCCGCGAAAGCAUGCUGACAGACCUCAGCGAGCACCAGGAGGUGUCCUCUCUCCGAAGCCUCAGCAGCACCAGCAGCAGCGCCCCCACCCACGUGCCCCACGGCGGGGAGGCUACGACACCCCGAACCAAUUCCGUCAUCAGCGUCUGCUCCUCCAGCCACUUCGUAGGCAACGAGGACUCCUUCUCCAGCCUGCCGUCCCCCAAGGAACUGUCCAGCUUCAGUUUUAGCAUGAAAGGUCACGAGAAGAUCACCAAGUCUAAGACGCGGAGCCUGCUCAAGCGGAUGGAGAGCCUGAAGCUCAAGGGCUCCCACCACAGCAAGCACAAGGCACCUUCCAAGCUGGGGUUGAUCAUCAGCGCUCCCAUUCUUCAGGAGGGCAUGGACGAGGAGAAGCUGAAGCAGCUGAACUGCGUGGAGAUCUCGGCCCUCAAUGGCAACCACAUCAACGUGCCCAUGGUACGAAAAAGGAGUGUGUCUAACUCCACGCAGACCAGCAGUAGCAGCAGUCAGUCAGAGACCAGCAGUGCCGUCAGCACACCCAGCCCGGUCACCAGGACACGGAGCCUCAGCACCUGUAACAAGCGGGUGGGCAUGUACCUUGAGGGCUUCGACCCUUUCAGUCAGUCCGCCUUUAAUAACGUGACAGAGCAGAACUAUAAGAACCGAGAGAGCUACCCGGAGGACACAGUGUUCUACAUUCCCGAAGACCACAAGCCUGGCACCUUCCCCAAGGCCCUCUCCAAUGGCAGUUUCUGUCCCUCGGGGAACAGUUCUGUGAACUGGAGGACUGGAAGCUUUCACGGCCCUGGCCACCUCAGCCUACGGAGAGAAAACAGCGGCGACAGUCCUAAGGAGCUGAAGAGACGCAACUCCUCCAGCUCGGUGAGCAGCCGUAUGAGCAUCUAUGACAACGUGCCGGGCUCUAUCCUUUACUCCAGCUCGGGCGAACUGGCCGACCUGGAGAACGAGGACAUCUUCCCUGAGCUCGAUGACAUUCUCUACCACGUGAAGGGCAUGCAGCGGAUAGUCAACCAGUGGUCUGAAAAGUUCUCGGACGAGGGCGACUCGGACUCAGCCCUGGACUCUGUGUCUCCUUGCCCGUCGUCCCCGAAACAGAUACACCUGGACGUGGACCACGACCGAAGGACACCCAGUGACCUGGACAGUACAGGCAACUCCCUCAACGAGCCGGAGGAGCCCACGGAUAUCCCCGAAAGAAGAGACUCAGGGGUGGGGGCUUCCCUGACCAGGUGUAAUAGGCACCGACUGAGAUGGCAUAGCUUUCAGAGCUCUCACCGGCCGAGCCUGAACUCUGUGUCUCUGCAGAUUAACUGUCAGUCUGUGGCCCAGAUGAACCUACUGCAGAAAUACUCGCUCCUGAAAUUGACGGCCCUGCUGGAAAAGUACACGCCUUCCAACAAGCAUGGCUUCAGCUGGGCCGUGCCCAAGUUUAUGAAAAGGAUCAAGGUUCCAGACUACAAGGACCGGAGUGUGUUUGGGGUCCCCCUGACCGUGAACGUGCAGCGCUCAGGACAGCCCCUGCCUCAGAGCAUCCAGCAGGCCAUGCGCUACCUCCGUAACCAUUGUCUGGACCAGGUUGGGCUCUUCAGGAAGUCAGGUGUCAAAUCCCGGAUCCAGGCUCUACGCCAGAUGAACGAAAGCGCGGAAGAUUAUGUCAACUAUGAAGGCCAAUCCGCUUACGAUGUGGCAGACAUGUUAAAGCAGUAUUUCCGAGAUCUCCCCGAGCCCCUCAUGACGAACAAACUCUCCGAAACGUUCCUGCAGAUCUACCAGUAUGUGCCCAAGGACCAGCGCCUCCAAGCCAUCAAGGCAGCCAUUAUGCUCCUGCCUGACGAGAACCGGGAGGUUCUCCAGACGCUUCUCUAUUUCUUGAGCGAUGUCACGGCGGCUGUGAAAGAAAACCAGAUGACUCCCACCAACCUGGCUGUGUGCUUAGCUCCGUCUCUCUUCCACCUCAACACCCUGAAGCGAGAGAAUUCUUCUCCAAGGGUAAUGCAAAGAAAACAGAGUUUGGGCAAACCAGACCAGAAAGAUCUGAAUGAAAACCUAGCCGCCACUCAAGGGUUGGCCCACAUGAUUGCCGAGUGCAAGAAGCUCUUUCAGGUUCCUGAGGAAAUGAGCCGGUGCCGUAACUCAUACACUGAACAGGAACUGAAGCCCCUGACACUGGAGGCCUUGGGACACCUGAGUAAUGAUCAGCCCGCUGACUACAGACACUUCCUCCAGGACUGUGUGGAUGGCCUGUUCAAGGAGGUCAAAGAGAAGUUCAAAGGCUGGGUCAGCUACCCUACCUCUGAACAGGCCGAGCUGUCCUAUAAGAAGGUAAGCGAAGGACCCCCACUAAGGCUUUGGAGGGCAACCAUUGAAGUCCCUGCAGCCCCCGAGGAGAUCUUAAAGCGCCUUCUGAAGGAGCAGCACCUCUGGGAUGUCGACCUGCUGGACUCAAAGGUGAUCGAAAUCCUGGACAGCCAGACUGAAAUCUACCAGUACGUCCAAAACAGCAUGGCGCCCCACCCUGCGAGGGACUACGUCGUACUGAGGACCUGGAGGACUAACUUACCCAGGGGAGCCUGUGCUCUCUUAUUCACCUCUGUGGAUCACGACCGGGCACCCGUGGCGGGGGUGAGGGUUAAUGUGCUCCUAUCCAGAUAUUUGAUUGAACCCUGCGGGUCAGGAAAAUCCAAGCUCACCUACAUGUGCAGAGCUGAUUUAAGGGGCCACAUGCCGGAGUGGUACACAAAAUCUUUCGGACAUUUGUGUGCAGCUGAAGUGGUAAAGAUCCGAGACUCCUUCAGUAAUCAGAGCACUGAAACCAAGGAUACCAGAUCUAGGUGAUGACCGAAGGGAGGCAGCCGUGUCUGCAACCUGGGUGAUGUUGCUAGAACCUUGCAAGUCCUUGGAGGAAGAGUUCAUCUGGGUCUGAUUGACUACAGAGAUUCGACACGUUCUUAAAGCUGCUUCCUGUUUGUCUUAGGUCUCUGUUGUAGACCUUGACUGGAAUAUGUAAGACUCGGCGGGGCGGGGUACCUGUAUUAUUCAGAUUGCUUCUGAGAAGCAAGAACUCUUUCAGCACCUAAUGGAAGAUACGGAAGAGGCGUCGUCGACCUUUUGCGACGUCAGCGUCUGCGUACCUUAUUCCUUAUUGUUUUCGGCGUACUGAGGGACUGAUGUAUCCACUGGAACAGCUGGUACUCGUGGACAGGUUUUCUCACUGAGACGAGCAGAGAAUGGUUUGCACAGAGGAGUGUGAAUGUGUGUGUUGCUGGCUGAGUGGCAUAGAUGAAGGGAUUGGAGGCAGCGUCUGGCACACUGAGAUGCUCCACAAAGGAUGCUGUUAGACCUGGUUUAGCUCAACCUGGAAUAGCUGACUACCCAGGGAUCCACCCAGAAGGGGAAUCCAGAUCCCUUCCUCCUCCCCCCCCCCCACCCCACCCCUGGUUAUUAAGCUUUUUUUUUUUUUUUUUUUUUUUUUCUUUUUUUGCUUUGCUGUCCCAUAAACUGUAGCUUCCCCACGACUAGGAAUUUAACCAUAGACUAGUUCAGGAAUAAGCAUCAGCUUCACCUCUUUGACUGGCUCCAAAGAAAGGCUUUUCUUUACGUGAGAUAGAAAAGCUGAACACGGACACAGCCAAAAGCAAAGUAAGAGCGCUUUCUCAUUUCCAAUACUGGGUGUUGAACCCAGAGCCUUUUAUAUACCAAGCAAGCGCUCUACAGUGAAGUCAUCCCCACCUCUGUUUUCACUCCUUAUUCUGAGGCAGGGUCUCACCGUGUUGCCCAGGCUGGUCUUGAACAACUGACUCGCUGUAUAGCUCAAGUUAUCUACGUCUAAUAGUUGGGAUAAGGGACUCAGCAAAACUUUUUACCUGUUAUAAUUCGGAGUAUCGUGUUGCUUGUGACAUUAACUCAAAGAUACCCAGGGGAACCCAGAACUAUGUCCCCAGUAGGUUUAACCCAACCAAGCACAAGAGGCUUCUGAUUGUGGGUGGUGGUGUCAGUGUUCCUGACAGCUAUAUGUGUAUUUUAUCAUGCACAGAUAGGUUUUCUGAGUAUUAUUUUUCCUGUAUUUUUUUUUUCUUUCUCUCUUUCCUUAUGCCCUUGAACUGUAUUUUAGUAAUAAUGGGGGAUGGUAAUCUCAGUGAAAAGCGAGCAGUGCAGGUUUUCGGAAGCGUGGUCUUUAUACAGGUUUUACUGUAAUGGUGAGGACUGACUCAAGACAGUAUUAGUAAAUUUAUUUUGUAUGGAUCGAAACAGUGAGUACCGUAUGAAUGAGAGCUGCAGAAGGACUUUUAUUUUGUUAUAACUCAGUUACCUUGUCAGUAUUAUUUCAAAGGUUCUUUGAAGAAUGGGGGGGAGGGGUCAGAGUAGAGUUUUAAAAGUCUGAGUAUUUCAAAUUAUCAGUGUUGCUUUGUGAAGAUGUGCGUGUGUGUGUGUGUGUGUGUGUGUGUGUGUGUGUGUGUGUGUGUGUGUUCAACCUUGAUGGCUUCCAGAUCUGUAAGAUUGUAUGUUGUAUAUACCAUUCUAUUGAGAAACAUGUACACAUGUCUGUCUACUGUGCUUUCAGACAUAGAUAAAGCAUGAUAAAGAUUAUUAUUUAAGAUAUACUUGUAUUUAUACCUCAGAUAUUCUUUUGGGUUUUGUACCUCAAGGUUCCCCUCCCCACAUUGUAAAUACACUUUACGUGAAUACAGUUAUAGUGAGAGAGAAAAAAAAAAGACUAAAUAAAGGAAGAGGUUUAUAAUUUGCCCCAUAUCUAUCUGUACAGAGUAUAUUCCGUGAGUGCACUAUUAAAUGUUUAAGGGGAAGAGUCUGGCCUGCUCUCUGCCUUGCACCUUCUCCGCCCUUAGAAGCAGGGAUUCGCAAAGCACAGGGCCCCAGUGCCAACCCAAGUCCGAAGCUACAUUAGCGAAGAGAGAAGUCAGACGACGACGGAAUCAUUCCAAGGCCAAGCUGCAACUGAGCCAUUCGCCCACAAACAGGAAAGCCCGGUGAAGGUUCAGGAAGCCUGGAGAGUCUCUCCAGACCAAGGUCAGAAACGAUGCUGAGAAAUUACGAGAACCAAGCAACGGCGAACGGAACGACGCUUGUGAGCAACGUCAAGGUCACUGAUUGAUCCACAAGAGGUUGCUCUCCCGUGAUUAACUUCCCUGCUGAAGGGAAUUACUUACGUCUGGCCAGAGAAGAAUUCUUCAGAGCAUGGGACUUUCCAAGAACUGGGGUUAACAUCUUGUAACAUGGCCACGGUUUGUCCACAUGACUCGUGGUCUGGAUGGUGAGUUCUUCAAGGGCAGGCUCGUCUCCUGCACAUCUUUAUACUCCUCUACAGCAGCUUUCAGUGUUUUGUACUUGUAGACACCUAAUAAAUUUAUCGUUUGCUAAAGAA